Molecule: messenger RNA, 1074 nt
Organism: Kwoniella shivajii
Lineage: Eukaryota; Fungi; Basidiomycota; Tremellomycetes; Tremellales; Cryptococcaceae
Exons: 11
Coding region: 1-1074 (357 amino acids)
Biological process (GO): G protein-coupled receptor signaling pathway; Rho protein signal transduction
Cellular component (GO): heterotrimeric G-protein complex
Molecular function (GO): GTPase activity; guanyl nucleotide binding; G-protein beta/gamma-subunit complex binding
Source: RefSeq, a predicted model, not a curated record
AUGGGCGGCUGUAUGUCCACACCUUCCGAUGAUCCCAUGGCCGAUAAAAGGAGUAAAGAGAUUGACCGACAGCUAAGAGAGGAUGAAAAGAAGUUGGCAAAAGAAGUCAAAUUGCUAUUGUUAGGUGCAGGUGCUUCUGGUAAAUCAACAAUAUUAAAACAAAUGAGAUUGAUACAUGAGAAACCGUUUGAACCAGUAGAAAUAGAAGAUUAUCGAAAAAUAACAUUCUCCAAUAUAGUAGGAGGAAUGCGAACCAUCAUCGAUGUAAUGGAUGAACUAAAUUUAGCUGUAUUACAAGAGAAUAGGAAAUAUAUCUCAAUGGUAGAUUCAGAACCACCAAUAAAUACAGGAGAAACAUACCCCAUAAAAUACUUGACUGCUUUGAAAUCAUUAUGGGCAGAUCCAAACGUACAAGAAUGUUAUAGAAGAGGAAACGAGUUUGCUUUAGCGGAGAACAUGCCUUAUUUCUAUGAUAACCUGGAUAGGUUAUUCCAGAAUGAGUAUAGACCUACCUCAGAUGAUAUUCUACGUGUUAGGAGUAAGACCACCGGUAUAACCGAGACUAGAUUCCCUCUAAAUGAUGUCGUUUUCAGAUUAUUUGACGUUGGUGGGCAACGGUCCGAGCGGAGGAAAUGGGCUUCGUGCUUUGAGAACGUCACUGCGAUUCUCUUCUUAGUAUCUUUGUCAGAUUACAACUCUUGUCUGAUAGAAGAUAGGGAAUCAAACGGUAUGCAAGAAGCUUUGUUGCUAUUCGACUCUAUCUGUAACUCUCAAUGGUUUGUUAAAACAUCAAUUAUUCUCUUCUUGAACAAAGCAGAUAUUUUAAUGGAAAAGAUCAAAGACCCUCAGCAACAGAUAAAGAGACAUUUCAGCGAUUUCGAGGGUAAACCUGGAUCUUUCAACGAUGCUGUGGACUUUUUCAAAGUGAAAUUCCGAUCACUGAAUCGAACACCGUCCAAGGAGAUAUAUUGUCAUGUGACGACAGCGGUAGAUGUCCAGAACGUCAAGAUCGUGAUGGCAGCGUGUCAAGAUACUAUCCUGAAGAACGCUUUGAGGGAUAUGGCCAUUAUAUAG